This is a messenger RNA of Drosophila simulans, 1375 nucleotides long. RefSeq names its product tropomyosin-2 (gene Tm2). The coding region runs from base 199 to 1053 and encodes 284 amino acids. The record is from RefSeq and is a predicted model, not a curated record. Gene Ontology annotation, biological process: muscle contraction; actin filament organization. Gene Ontology annotation, cellular component: actin filament. NCBI's taxonomy places the organism in Eukaryota, Metazoa, Arthropoda, Insecta, Diptera, Drosophilidae. Gene Ontology annotation, molecular function: actin filament binding. The transcript is spliced from 4 exons.
CCCUCGUGUGUGUGAGUUUUUCCGAUUUUCCGAGUGGCAGUGUGCGUGUGCGUUGGAUCUUGGGGUCGCUUUCUGGGCUAAGCAACUUGGUCAGCAUCAGUGUUCUCGGGGUUUCGACAGCGUAUAGUGUGUUUGAAACGCUAAGUGCUUUUUUCCAGUUUUCUUCCCUUGUAAGUCAAAAACAAAAACACAAACACCAUGGACGCCAUCAAGAAGAAGAUGCAAGCGAUGAAGCUUGAGAAGGAUAACGCCAUUGACAAGGCCGACACCUGCGAGAACCAAGCCAAGGAUGCCAACUCCCGCGCCGACAAACUGAACGAGGAGGUGCGCGAUCUGGAGAAGAAGUUCGUCCAGGUGGAGAUCGAUCUGGUCACCGCCAAGGAGCAGCUGGAGAAGGCCAACACCGAGCUGGAGGAGAAGGAGAAACUCCUGACCGCCACCGAGUCCGAGGUGGCCACCCAGAACCGCAAGGUGCAACAGAUUGAGGAGGAUCUGGAGAAGUCCGAGGAGCGCUCGACCACCGCCCAACAGAAGCUGCUGGAGGCCACCCAGUCGGCCGAUGAGAACAACCGCAUGUGCAAGGUGCUGGAGAACCGUUCCCAGCAGGAUGAGGAGCGCAUGGACCAGCUGACCAACCAGCUGAAGGAAGCCCGCAUGCUGGCUGAGGAUGCCGAUACCAAGUCCGACGAGGUCUCCCGCAAGCUGGCCUUCGUUGAAGACGAGCUGGAAGUGGCUGAGGAUCGCGUCCGCUCCGGCGAGUCCAAGAUCAUGGAGCUGGAGGAGGAGCUGAAGGUUGUCGGCAACUCCCUGAAGUCCCUGGAGGUGUCCGAGGAGAAGGCCAACCAGCGCGUGGAGGAGUUCAAGCGCGAGAUGAAGACCCUGUCCAUCAAGUUGAAGGAGGCCGAGCAGCGCGCCGAGCACGCCGAGAAGCAAGUGAAGCGCCUGCAGAAGGAGGUCGACAGGCUAGAGGACCGUCUCUUCAAUGAGAAGGAAAAAUACAAAGCAAUCUGCGACGAUUUGGACCAGACAUUUGCCGAACUUACUGGAUAUUAAAAAAGAUCACAAACAGAACUCACACAAUGCCCCCAACCCCCCUUGCCCACCUCCCCCAAAAAAGAACACAUUCAGUACAACCCGAAUCCUAUACAGUUUAUUAUAUGUAUAUUGUAUAUUCUAUUUUUGGAACGAUUCCCCCGACAGUUUCAGUGUAUUUACCGCCCAGCCCAACACGCCACACUUUUCUAUACACUGUAAAUAAUCUGUUUAGUCUCCCGCUUGAAUGUGGCCACACCCACACGACCAGUUCCCUACGCCAGUACACUGUAAAAAUAAGUUCAGAUCAAGCCAAACCAAGUUGCAACUGUAGUUAAUACAG